AUGUCCGCCGCUCAAUCCCGCCUUUCGCAGGUCGCCUCUCACAUGAACGCCACCGGUAAGGCAGCUUUGUUAGAAAAGCGGCCCGACGACGUUGUUGUAACCACGGCUCUACGUACGCCAAUCACAAAGGGUGGCAAGGGUGGCUUCAAAGACACUGCAGGCGCGGACCUCCUCCAUGGCGCCUUCAGGGCGCUCAUUGAGAGGUCAGGCAUCGAUCCGAACUUGGUUGAGGACAUUGCUGUAGGCUGCGUGCUUGCACCAGGCGGCGGUGCUACAGAGUUCCGUGCAGCAGCUCUGGCAGCAGGCUUUCCGGACAGCACGGCAGUCAAGUCAUUGAACCGACAAUGCUCGUCCGGCCUGCAAGCAUGCGCAGACAUCGCCAAUGCCAUCCGCAGCGGCAUGAUUGAGAUCGGCAUUGGUGCAGGUGUCGAAAGUAUGUCGACUCAAUACGGCCCUCAGGCGGUUACCGAGUUCAGCGAGCUGCUUGAGAACCACAAAGCUGCCGCCGAGUGCAAGGUUCCGAUGGGUAAGUUGAGCGAACAGAUGGCCAAAGAUCGCCACAUCAGCAGAGAAUCUCAGGACCAAUUCGCAGUGGACAGCUACAGGAAAGCUGGGGUCGCACAAAAGCAAGGGCUGUUUAAUGAAGAGAUUGUGCCGCUGAAGGUCAGGUGGACAGACCCGAAGACGGACGAGGAGAAGGAGGUUACCGUGUCGGUAGAUGAUGGGGUCCGCGAGGUUACCAUGCAGUCCAUCACCAAGAUUAAGCCUGCAUUCGCCAAAGAUGGUACCAUCCACGCCGGCAACGCCUCGCAGAUCUCGGACGGUGCAGCAGCCGUACUGUUGAUGAAGCGCAGCACAGCAGAGCGCCUGGGUCAGAAGAUAUUGGGCAAGUACGUUGCAGCGUCAAUUGUCGGUGUGCCUCCGCUUCUCAUGGGAAUCGGUCCGUGGAAGGCCAUCCCUGUGGCGCUGGAGAAAGCAGGCAUCUCGAAGGAUGAUGUAGACAUCUUCGAAAUCAACGAGGCCUUUGCUUCGCAGUGUCUUUGGUGCGCCAACGAGCUCGGGCUGCCGUUGGAGAAGAUCAACCCCAAAGGUGGCGCCAUUGCGUUUGGACACCCCCUCGGUUGUACUGGUGCAAGACAAGUAAGCACUCUGUUGUACGAACUACGGCGGACAAGUAAGAAAAUCGGAGUUACUUCCAUGUGCGUGGGUACUGGCAUGGGAAUGGCAGCUGUCUGGGUCAGCGAGUAG
Messenger RNA from Baudoinia panamericana UAMH 10762, 1248 nucleotides. RefSeq lists its product as uncharacterized. Gene Ontology annotation, cellular component: peroxisome. The record is from RefSeq and is a predicted model, not a curated record. Lineage: Eukaryota; Fungi; Ascomycota; Dothideomycetes; Mycosphaerellales; Teratosphaeriaceae. Gene Ontology annotation, molecular function: acetyl-CoA C-acyltransferase activity. The transcript is spliced from 3 exons. Gene Ontology annotation, biological process: fatty acid beta-oxidation; phenylacetate catabolic process. Bases 1 to 1248 code for a protein of 415 amino acids.